GGCAUGGGGAAAGCUAAUUCAAAACCAUUCGCCUCUAUUCGAGAGAAAGAUACAGAAUAUAAAAUAAUUAAUCCAGAGAAAGAUCGAAUCAUUGAAGGACAACUUGAGAAUUUAGGGGUCAAGAUUAUAUUCUCUCAUUGGGAAAAAUUUAAGAGCUAUUUCAUUAAUGAGCUCGGAUUUGAAGAAUUAAGAUUUUAUUUGAAAAAUUCUACAAUAUCAGCAAGUAUGAGAAAACUUUCGAAAGUAAAGUUUAAAACUAAUGAUCUCAAAAGGCUUCACCUAAAUGGAAUAAAUAAAAGAAGUAGAGGUAUCAAAGAUCUCCUUGAAAAUAUGAGAAGUCCUAAUAUUGGUCAUUUAGAGUUAGGAAAAUGUCAGCAAAGCUCUUUGCGAUUUGACUUAUACUCUCAACCCAUCUGUAGGAUUCUCAAUACUGCACAAUGAUUAGUUGUGCUUGAAUAUUUUGAUAUUUCUCAAAAGAACUUUUGUAGAUUAUUGAUAUCUUCUAAUCAAAAUGUCAAGUUAAGCUUCCACCGCUGCACCAUAACCCUCCUCUCCUUCCCUCACUUCCCCCGCUCAACCACCCACCUAAAAUCCCUCUUCCUCCGAAGAUGCUCAAUCAUCCACUCCACUCCACCCAGCACUGACCUCACCAGCUUCAUUUCCCAACUGACCAGUGCACUUGAGCCGAAGUUACGAUGACUGCAGAUUACUACUGAGGGUACGACCAGAAGAGAGUUUUACCCGUACAUGACCAGGUGUGGGAGGAUUGGGAACUGAAAUUUAGUUGUGUUUGAAGAAUUGUAGGGUG
Molecule: messenger RNA, 808 nt
Organism: Moneuplotes crassus
Lineage: Eukaryota; Ciliophora; Spirotrichea; Euplotida; Euplotidae
Source: the annotation of a GenBank genome assembly